Messenger RNA from Cannabis sativa, 891 nucleotides. RefSeq lists its product as uncharacterized. The record is from RefSeq and is a predicted model, not a curated record. The transcript has 2 exons. Lineage: Eukaryota; Viridiplantae; Streptophyta; Magnoliopsida; Rosales; Cannabaceae. Gene Ontology annotation, molecular function: nucleic acid binding; RNA-DNA hybrid ribonuclease activity. The coding region runs from base 1 to 891 and encodes 296 amino acids.
AUGGAACAUCAUAAGGUUCUUUGGUGGUCAAUUCUUUCCAAUGCUCUACCAGUUCGAUCUGUGAUCAAGAAACGGUUUCAUAUUAAAGAUGCUAGUUGCUUUUUGUGUGGGAUGGGGGAGGAAACUUUAGAACAAUUAUUUCUCUCUUGUGACGUGGCACUUCAUGUUUGGAGGGCCUCCCCUUGGGGUAUUUAUCCUGUUUGUGAUACUGGUAUUCGUAUGUGGGAUUGGAUCAAAUUCAUCUGGAAUCUCAAACACAGGGAAAUUGAUACUCAUGAGGUUUUCCUUUAUGCUUUGAUUGUUGUUGACUCUCUAUGGCGUACCCAAAAUGAAAAGGUUUAUAAUAAUCGUCAUGUUGAUAUGAAUAAGUGUAUUGAUAAUAUUUGUAAUUCUUUUGCAGAUUUACAUGCUUCUCUUUUUGCUUCCCCUGCUUUAUGUUGGAAGGAUGUCUGGUCUCCUCCUCCUAUGGAUUGGAUCAAAUUGAAUUGCGAUGUUAAAGUGGAGCUUCAAAGCAUGUGUAUAGCUGUAGUUGCUAGAGACUACCUUAGUAGGGUGGUCGGGGCUCACACUUCUCUUUUGGAUUUCUCUGAUGCGCUUUGCGGAGAAGCGACGACUUGUUGUUUGGCGGUUUCGGUUGCCAUGGACUUGGGCUACAAGUUUGUUAUUGUAGAGAGCGACUCGAGGGUAGUUAUCAAUGCUCUUAAUGGGAUGGAUUCUCAAUGGACUUUAGAAAAUUAUGUCUCAUUUUGUAAUAGUUACUCUUCUCGGUUUUCUAGUUAUAAGAUGACUGGAAACAAAACACAACACGUGGAAGCGACCCUAGCGAGUAUCCACACUAGAAAUCUAUGGCCUGAGAUUGAGCUACUUGUUCCUUUAUCUCCUCCAUUUUAG